This is a messenger RNA of Drosophila busckii, 1011 nucleotides long. Its product is annotated as trypsin-1-like. The record is from RefSeq and is a predicted model, not a curated record. The transcript is spliced from 2 exons. Gene Ontology annotation, biological process: proteolysis. Gene Ontology annotation, molecular function: serine-type endopeptidase activity. NCBI's taxonomy places the organism in Eukaryota, Metazoa, Arthropoda, Insecta, Diptera, Drosophilidae. Bases 1 to 1011 code for a protein of 336 amino acids.
AUGAGCUUCUGGCUACCCAGCGGCUUGGCCAGUACGCCACCACCAAUGGAUAUCAGUGAUAUUGAUAAAUAUGAUGCAACGGAUGAAGACUCCAAGGAAGUGAAUGGUGCUCGUUCUAACGAAAUUUAUGAACAUACUGAAGAAACUGAUGAUGAUGAAGAAGAAGACCCUGAUUUUAAUGAGAUCCAAAAUCUUAUCUCACCAAGCAUUAACGGGACAAAAGAGGACUUAUUACAUAAAGUUUUUGAGCUGCUUGACAAUGUUGAUAGCGAAAAUGUACUGCAUGAGCUGGAGCAAGCCAUUAAUGAUGCAUUUAAUUCUAUCGAAACUUCGAAGUGGUACUGCGAGUCUGGGAACACAGCAACGGCAAAGAAAACAAAUCAAUUCUUUACUGGCACGCUCAUACAUCCUGAAAUUGUCUUGAGCGUAGCUGCCUAUGUGAAUAAGAAAACACCCGAAGACUAUAGAGUAGUAGCAGGCGACUGGGAUGAAAAGACGACAGAUGAAAUUUUGGCAAAUGAAGAGCUUAGGGUCAAAACUAUACAAGUGCACCCGGCGUUUGACCAUAAUAGCUAUGCUAAUAACGUAGCACUGCUCUUCUUGAAUGGCCACUUUACGCUUAUGUCACACAUCUUGCCUAUAGCCUUGCCUAAGCCACCCGGCAAGCUGCAUCGCCACUGCCUUGUAUCUGGCUGGAACCAAAAGGGCAGGUCGUAUGAACGUAAUUUGAAGGUUAGCAUGCCCUUGAGCGUUGCACCUUGCUCUAAAGAAGUUCAAAGUCUUUACUGUGUGAAUGCUGCAAAGAAGGAUCUACAAUAUGCAGAAGGAGCGGGCAUGGCUUGCAAGGUGGAUGACUUUGCAAAUGAGUAUUAUUUGAUUGGUGUCUGGAGUCAUGGCCUUGGCGCUUCAGUCAGUAAAACUAAGUUUGUCAGUGUUGAGGCCGUGUUGCCUUGGAUUAAGGCAGAACAGAAGAAUUAUAGUGAAAAACAAAAUAAUAUCAAUGUGCCUUAA